This is a messenger RNA of Psammomys obesus (fat sand rat), 2807 nucleotides long. RefSeq names its product interferon regulatory factor 8 (gene Irf8). Gene Ontology annotation, molecular function: protein binding; RNA polymerase II cis-regulatory region sequence-specific DNA binding; DNA-binding transcription factor activity, RNA polymerase II-specific. The record is from RefSeq and is a predicted model, not a curated record. The coding region runs from base 38 to 1312 and encodes 424 amino acids. Gene Ontology annotation, cellular component: nucleus. Gene Ontology annotation, biological process: immune system process; regulation of transcription by RNA polymerase II. Lineage: Eukaryota; Metazoa; Chordata; Mammalia; Rodentia; Muridae. The transcript is spliced from 9 exons.
UCGCCGAGGCGCGGGUAGCGUGGGAGCAAGCGGCAGGAUGUGUGACAGGAAUGGCGGGAGGCGGCUCCGGCAGUGGUUGAUAGAGCAGAUUGACAGCGGUAUGUACCCGGGGCUGAUCUGGGAGAACGAUGAGAAGACCAUGUUCCGUAUCCCUUGGAAGCACGCCGGCAAGCAGGAUUACAAUCAGGAAGUGGAUGCUUCCAUCUUCAAGGCCUGGGCAGUUUUUAAAGGGAAGUUUAAAGAGGGGGACAAAGCUGAGCCAGCCACGUGGAAGACGAGAUUACGCUGUGCUUUGAACAAGAGCCCAGAUUUUGAGGAAGUGACCGAUCGAUCCCAGCUGGACAUUUCCGAGCCAUACAAAGUUUACCGAAUCGUCCCUGAGGAAGAGCAAAAAUGCAAGCUGGGCGUGGCACCUGCAGGCUGCAUGAGCGAUGUUGCGGAGAUGGAGUGUGGCCGCUCAGAGAUGGAUGAGCUGAUCAAAGAGCCUUCUGUGGAUGAGUACAUGGGCAUGACCAAAAGGAGCCCAUCCCCUCCAGAGGCCUGCAGGAGCCAGCUCCUCCCUGACUGGUGGGUGCAGCAGCCCAGUGCAGGCCUGCCACUGGUGACGGGGUAUGCUGCCUAUGACGCACAUCAUCCAGCCUUCUCCCAGAUGAUGAUCAGCUUUUAUUAUGGGGGCAAGCUGGUGGGCCAGGCCACCACCACCUGCCCUGAAGGCUGCCGCCUAUCCCUGGGCCAGCCGGGGAUGCCCAAGCUGUUUGGGCCAGAUGGCCUGGAGCCUGUGUGCUUCCCGACGGCCGACACCAUCCCCAGCGAGCGGCAGAGGCAGGUGACCCGGAAGCUGUUCGGGCACCUGGAGCGCGGCGUGCUCCUGCACAGCAACCGCAAGGGCGUGUUCGUGAAGCGGCUGUGCCAGGGCCGCGUGUUCUGCAGUGGCAACGCCGUGGUGUGCAAGGGCAGGCCCAACAAGCUGGAGCGGGACGAGGUGGUGCAGGUCUUUGACACCAACCAGUUCCUCCGAGAGCUGCAGCAGUUCUACGGCACCCAGGGCCGCCUUCCUGAUAGCAGGGUGGUGCUGUGCUUUGGGGAGGAGUUUCCGGACACCGUGCCCCUGCGCUCCAAACUCAUCCUAGUGCAGGUGGAGCAGCUGUAUGCCAGGCAGCUGGUGGAGGAAGCAGGCAAGAGCUGUGGUCCCGGUUCCCUGAUGCCAGUCCUGGAGGAGCCCCAGCCAGACCAGGCCUUCCGGAUGUUUCCAGAUAUCUGUACCUCACACCAGAGACCCUUUUUCAGAGAAAAUCAACAGAUCACUGUCUAAGCCUCUCUCUGGGCACCCCACCUCGCCUGUGAUUCUGUGACUGAGAGAAUUCUGCAACGGUGGGGACCCCCCUGACUAGGGCAGGCGGGUGUCCUCCACAGGGUCUCAGGAAGUCUAGAGAUGGACAGGCUCCUGCUCAGGCAGGUAUUGGAAGCCUGCAGGGCCUGUGAUUACAUUUGUUUCCUGCGUUCACCCCUUUACCACUAAUGGCUCUUCUUUCUGCAUGUCGAGGUGAUUGUCACUUUGACAGUUUAAAUGGGUCUGUGGCUAUAGACCCACCUUUGUCCUCUGGAGCAGAGAUUUAUGACUUCCUCUGUUUGUGUGCCAAGAGUCUUUUCACUCUUCAGCCUUCUUUCUUUUCUUUUUUUUUUUUUUUUACUUCUGUAACGACGCCAUCCCAGGUAACCUCUGGUUUUCAUUUUUUAGACAAUAUUUGUAUUUUCACAUGCCAUACUGUAAAUCACUUUAGACCUUUCCUGUAAACUAGGCAGGCACUCAUGUAAACAGGAGUGUGGACACUGCUUGUGGGUUUCACAUGAACUUUGGUUCUGGCUAAUCGAUUCACGUGGCUCCAUGUCAGCUAGCAGAGUUGGUGUGGGGCACAGUAGGACCAGGAACUGUGGAGAGGACCUGUUCAUGGAUAGCUUUCGUAGUCCCGCUCCACAUCCAGUCCUAAGACCGAAUGAAAAGCAACGUCUGAAUUACACCAUGGGGUUAGCAGUGUCCACCCGUGUGCUAGUGAAAGGUUCGUAUCCUACACAGCACAGCAGAGGGUUCACCUGUAGCAUGCUGAGCAGAAGCAGGGCAGGGAGCCGAGGGGUUGCUUGGGGGCUGAGGGCCAUUUGUGCCCCCAGUGUGGCUGUCCAAUCUAGUAUCUAAGUAAUUUAAAUCAGUGGCUGCAGGGCCACCUCCAGAGCCUCUCCCUGUGGGAGUGAGCCACUGCCAAGGACUUCGUUUGGCUGUCUGUUCACAACAGGUACAGAGGCCAGGCAGAUGCAGGCGUAGAGAGCCUCGUCUACCUUCUCGUGUUCUCUGGGGACAGGAAAGACCUUCUCUGUUUGCAACCAUCCUGGAUCCCUCCCAGUGGGCUCAGCAUUCUGUGGUGAAGGGCAGGAAAAGUCUUACCUGUUGACUGGUGUUCUGAGAAGGGGGGAAAAUGUGAGGGGUUGGAAGACAGUACCAGCCAGCUAGGAGCUGGACAGGCCGCACCUUAUAGCUUAAAAGCCAAGGAACACUGUGAACUUCAUGGCUGUUGUGUGAAGGGGAUGAAGGUGGGCUGGCUCAACAGACGCAGUCACCGAGUGUGUGGUACAUGCAGCCAGAACCCCCAGGGAUUGCUUCUCCCCCUCAGCCAAAGCCAGGACAGCCCGUCUGCUGGCCGCUUGUCACCACCUGGUGCCUCAGUGAGUGCUGAUACGCAAAUCUGUAACCGGAAUAUUUAUUUUUGUAAUGAUCUCAUCCUUUAUUAAAAUAAGUCACUCUUUCGUAAAAGUAA